Culex quinquefasciatus (southern house mosquito) is the source of this 533-nucleotide messenger RNA. RefSeq names its product histone H2A. Gene Ontology annotation, cellular component: nucleosome. NCBI's taxonomy places the organism in Eukaryota, Metazoa, Arthropoda, Insecta, Diptera, Culicidae. Bases 65 to 439 code for a protein of 124 amino acids. Gene Ontology annotation, molecular function: DNA binding; structural constituent of chromatin; protein heterodimerization activity. The transcript has a single exon. The record is from RefSeq and is a predicted model, not a curated record.
AACGUUCUUUGUUAAGAUCGAGUAAGUUACGACUCACAACCCCACCAACCAACCAGCGAAGAUCAUGUCCGGCCGUGGCAAGGGAGGCAAAGUCAAGGGAGCGUCCAAGACCCGCUCGAGCCGUGCCGGGCUGCAGUUCCCGGUUGGUCGGAUCCACCGUCUGCUGCGGAAGGGCAACUACGCCGAACGGAUCGGUGCCGGAGGUCCGGUCUAUCUGGCGGCCGUCAUGGAGUAUCUGGCCGCGGAGGUGCUCGAACUGGCAGGAAACGCCGCUCGGGACAACAAGAAGACCCGCAUCAUCCCGCGGCACCUGCAGCUGGCCAUCCGGAACGACGAAGAGCUGAACAAGCUGCUGUCGGGAGUGACCAUCGCGCAGGGCGGCGUCCUGCCCAACAUCCAGGCCGUGCUGCUGCCCAAGAAGACCGAGAAGAAGGCUUAAGAGGUAUGCCUGCCUGAAGCCGUCGGACAAUGGCCACGACCCUCCGUGAGGAGAACACGCGAAACAAUCAAAAACCGUCCUUUUCAGGACGACC